AUGGCGAGCAGCGCGGACGUGACGACACCACCCGCAGAUGUGCUAUCUGUGAAUGAUUUUCAGAGCUAUCUCUUAGCUACGUGCAUACCGCUUUUCUGUGAGGGCUCGGCGCUUAAUGCAGACAAUUUCAAUGCUGACCUCGCAGAUGCGGGGUCAACCAAUAUUCUUCAACAAUUUGUAACAGACUCAACCACGCGCGUGUUGCAGGUGCAUUGCUCACCCACUCAAUCCGACGAGGAUGUCCAAAUAGUAGACAUGCCAUUUCGCGUGCGCGUGAAUUUGGGCAUUGAAUAUGCUCCUAGGAAGAAAUGCAGCCACGAAGUUGUGUGCUUCAUCAAGCGCUUUAGUGCGCCUUUGGUUAAAGAUCAGACGCUCAGCCACCAGCUGCAAGUCAUGACUCUUGGACUCGGCAAGAUUGAUCGGCCGGAUUCAGCGACUAGUAGCGGGGACAACUCAGAGGAGGAGGAUGAUAGGGGCAACUUGCUCUCGGUUGUAUAUAAUUAUGUGCAUCAAUCCUUCACCCCGCUCGUAAAUGAAUAUUCAAAAGUACACACGCCCCAAAGCGAUUUACCACAUGUUAGCGAGGGCACACGAGGAUUGCCCGCUAUUCGACGCAAAAUGAAGGAGCUAGAGCUCGCGCUAUUACAGUACCAGCAAAACAUUGAAAUUCCCGAGGUGAAUCUUGUAUAUCACCCCGUGAUCCAUCGGGCGGCGGAUUUGAUGCGUCAGAAGGGAAUUUCUAUCGAUAUUGAAGCGCUGGGCCUCGAAGAGAAGGUGGAUGACGUGACGUUUGUUAAUUCCAUUCAAGGAGGUGUAGGAAAGUGGAUCAAAGAGAUUCAGAAAGUCACACGGCUUGUAAACGAGCCACUACCAGGAACAACCACGCAAGAGAUUAACUUUUGGUGCGAUUUGAAUCGCGCAUUACUGACGAUUCAAGAGAAGCUUAACUCGCCCGAGGUGGAGAUCACAUUGGCAGUGUUGCAACGGGCCAAAAGAUACUUGGCCACAGUCUCAUUUACCACAGACCAUGGGCUGGGACCAACACUGCAGCAUGUAGCGAGUGUCAUGACUCUAAUGAAGGAUUUUCCGAUGAAUUCAAUCCUGUCUGCUACGGACCUUACCCAGCUUAAUCAGGGCGUCACGCUUGUCUUUGCUCACCUGAAAAAGAUUCGUAUAGCCGACUCGUACAAACUGUCGCGGUUGUUGCAUCUUGUGGAAGUAAUGUCAAGUGAUUUUACGCAGCAACUUGUUAGCUUGUUGCGUGCUUAUAGCCUAAUUGAGAUGCCUUUUCACCAGUUUGAGCAGCUUGUGCUGUCUUGCAAGGAGCUAUUUACAAAUUGGCAUCGCCAGGUGGCAUCGCUCUAUGACCUCACGAAAGAGAUUUUUAAACGUCGAGGGGGAUCGAUCAAUACGGAAAAGUUGCCACUUCUCGCAGAUUUGCAAAUGGAACAUGCUACAAUUGAAGAGCGACUGCUAGAGCUGUACGAAUUUCGUGAGCAGCAUGAAAAGCUGAGUGAUGUGAUCCACAGAGUAUUAAGUGGCUCGAAUACCAUUGGACUGGGCGAUGCACGUAUUGGGGACGGCAAAAAUGAUGCACUAAUUGAAAUCAACUCAGCUUACGCCCAAUUAAGCUCGCUAGAUCCUCUUGAUAUUUCCAGCGACGGAGUGACCUCUUGGAAAAACUUGCGAAAGGCCUAUGAUCUUUGUAUUGAUCGCGUGGAAGGACGCAUUAUCAACAGCCUGACAAGUCGGCUUAGUACUACAUCAAACGCUGAUGAAAUGUUUCGUGUCUUUUCCAAGUAUAAUGCCCUAUUCUUUCGUCCUCGCAUUCGCAGUGCAGUGCAACAAUUUCAGAUGCAACUAAUCGAAAACGUAAAAGAGGACGUGAGUAACCUACAAGCCAAAUUUCGUGCCCACUAUGCCUACUCGGAAGCGUCUUGCACAAGCAAACUGCGUGAUAUUCCGCCUAUUGCGGGUGCUGUGAUGUGGGCAAAGCAAAUUGAACGAAAGCUGAAAAUGCUUCUUGCUCGUGUCGAAAGUGUUCUUGGCGUUGGCUGGGAGCAACACGUGGAAGGCAAAGCGCUAAAAGCGGCAGCUGAAGCAUUUAUUGUGAAGCUCAAUCCACAGCUUAUCUUUGAUCAGUGGGUAAACGAUCUAGCAUCUAUGCCAAUAUUUGACAUUAAAAAUAUCAUCUUAAAUAUCGUGACGGAAGACACGCCGCAAGGAGCAAGAAAAAAACUUGUGGUGGCAUUUAACCAGCAAAUUGUCACGCUAUUUAAGGAAGUACGAAAUCUCGAGUGGUUAGGCUACCGAGUUCCUUUCACGCUUAAGAUGAUCGCCGAAGAUGCAAAGUCCAAGUAUCCGUUUGCGAUGUCGUUGGACGCCAGUUUGAAGACGUACAUGAGCUCGUGUCAACGCAUCCAGCCGAUUUUCGAGGCAUUGACGGCCACGUACGUUCGUGACGUUCGAGCUACCAUUGGUAAGACGUUUACAAAAGGCAAUGAGAUGCGAUGGCAUGCAGAUGGAUUGGGGGAGUACGUCACCGAAUUGGCUGAACAGGUGGAGCGCCUCCAUGACAAGGUGGAUGAGCUAUUGCAAAAAACAAGUGAUAUUGAUAGUCUUAUGGAAAGCGUCCGUACAAGUUCCAACUUCCACACUGUUGAAGUUAACGCCGCGUUGGUUAAAGUCCAAGCGCAUGUCGACGACUUGAGCCUGGCUGGAUAUGCGAACUUACAAGUGUUUGUAAGGAACUUAAACAAUAUGAUCAGUGAGUUGCUUGGUAAGAAGCUUGAGAUGCUACUGCAACGUUGGGUGUAUUGCUUCGGGCCUCAGUCUGACGAGAAGAUGUUUCAAGCUGCUCUCACCGAAGCUGGACUUUCUGUGACAACCCAUCAAAUAUUACUGAAGAAUCAAGUGCUGUAUUUAGAGCCUAGUGUCAGUGAUGCGCGUCGCGAUUGGCUCACUCAGCUUCAAAAUCUACUAAACUCUGUCUGUGACCUGCCCAAAAUUCAGACAUCCUCCUAUGAAAACGUUUAUGGAAAGUCCACGGUGUUGGCUGCAACGUCCUCUUCCCGGAAGACCGCCAGCUCAAGACGACGUGAUGUUGUUUUCAAAGAAGCUCUGAACAAAGUACCCUCAGAUUUGCUCUUAAAAGCGUAUAGUGUGCUGGAUGUGACAUUAAAUGAUGUGGAAAGAUAUGCUUCAUUGUGGCUUCAGUAUCAAGCUCUCUGGGACAUGGAUGCACAAAUUGCCUUGACCAGUGUCGGCGAGGACCUUCUGCAAUGGCAACAAAUAUUGCUUGAAAUAAAGAACGAACGGAAUGCGUUCGAUGCGGUCUCUAACACGAAGCGCUUUGGACCGGUGCAAAUCAAUUACCAGCAUGUGCAAGCACAAGUGAACGUCAAAUAUGAUGCUUGGCAUAAUGAAUUUCUUGCGUUCUUUGGUGAUCUGCUUCGCGACCAGAUCAACUCAUUCUAUUCAACGAUAUCGUCCAAGCGAACGCUUCUAGAACAACAUGCUCUUGAAGCUGCCACAGCACAAGUUGUUGCAGCGAUUACUUUAAUUCAAGAAAUGCGUCAGAUGCGUUCGCAAUGGGAGAAAGCAGUGGAAUCUUUCGAGCAGGGAGAGCGCUUGCUGAAAAAGCAACGGUAUAGAUUCCUGGCUGAUUGGCCAUCACUGGCAAACGUAGAAGGAGAAUGGGAGGCCUUUAUACAGCUGCUAGAACGCAAGACUGCUGCAAUGGAAAGCCAGCUGCCGCAAUUACAAGCUAAGAUAAUGGAAGAGAAGAGUACGCUGGACAGUAAAAUUAGCAAGACCGUGAUAGAAUGGGAUAACUCCAAACCUUUGCAAGGUAAUCAAUCACCAAAGGCGGCAACUGAAGCGCUGAUCGUGUAUGAAACUCGCUUCAAGCUGUUGCGCGCAGAGCAAGAAAAAAUGAAUGCAGCACUCAAUGCUCUAAAUAUCUCGUACGUGUCAGGAAUGGGUGGUCCCACAUUUGGUGAUGAGCUCGGUUCGUACAAUGAAUUCUACAGAGCUAUGGAAGAGCUGACUAGUUUAAAUGAGGUAUGGAAAUGCAUUUCCAAGGUUUGGGUUCAUGUUGAUGAGCUGCAAGAUACGCUAUGGUCUGCGGUGCAUCCUCGCAAAGUGCGGAAACAGCUUGAUGAGUUCAUUGAUGAAAUGCGCCGCUUUCCUGCCCGAGUCCAGCAGUAUGAACCUUUUGAACAUUACACAUCGCUCAUUCAGUCGCGCAAGGCUAUUAAUUCACUUCUUUCGGAGCUGAAAUCAGACGCUGUUCGCGACCGGCACUGGAAGCAGAUCUUAAGGCUACUAAAUAUCUUGUCGCCUUUCACCGAACUGACACUUCGAGAUUUUUGGGAAUCUAAGCUUUCACACAACGACAAUGAACUUAAAUCGAUUAUCCGUACGGCUCAAGGAGAGAUGGCUCUCGAUGAGUUUUUACGACAAGUGUCGGACUACUGGACGAAUUACCAAUUGGAUCUGGUCAACUACCAAAAUCGGUGUCGAGUGAUUCGUGGUUGGGACGAAAUGUUUGCAAAACUGGAUGAGCAUCUUAAUAGUCUGGGCAGUAUGAAACAGUCGCCCUAUUACCGCGUUUUCGCUGAGCUUGCUUCCAGCUGGGAAGACAAACUUACUCGAAUUCGUAGUAUUUUGGACUUCUGGAUCGAUGUGCAACGACGCUGGGUAUACUUGGAAGGUAUCUUUUUUGGGUCGGCGGAUAUCAAGCAGCAAUUGCCGAAAGAAUUCGCACGUUUUCAAAGUGUCGACAAUGAGUUCACCUCGACUAUGAAGCGCGUUGCCCACAAACCAAUGAUUGUGGAUGUUGCCAACAUUCCGAACUUGUAUCAUUCGCUUGAGCGUCAACAAGACAUGAUGGGUAAUGUUCAGCGUGCCCUGGGCGAAUACUUGGAGCGCCAGCGCGCUGCUUUUCCUCGCUUUUACUUUGUGGGUGACGAAGACUUGUUGGAAAUGAUUGGUAAUAGCAAGGAACCGAUGCAGAUCCAGCGCCAUCUGUCUAAAAUGUUUGCUGGCAUUUCGUCGUUUGAGAUGGAGCAUACUACAGGUGUCAUUACUGGAAUGGCUUCACGUGAAGGCGAAGUUGUGUUGUUUAAAGAACCUGUGAAGACAGCUGAAGAUACCCGCAUCAAUAUAUGGUUGAGCAAGAUAGAAGAUCAAAUGCGAAAGACCCUAUCACUACUUUUAGAGGAAGCCGUAUGCUCUUGUCCAACAGAUGGUAAUGGCGAUACAUAUUUAAAGUGGGUUUCAGAGUUUCCGGCUCAAGUCAUUAUUCUUGCUACUCAAGUUAAAUGGUCAAAUGAAGUUGAAACCGUCUUCAAAGCUGGUGACAAAAAUUUGUUGGUAGUUGUGGAGCAGCUGGAUAAGCUGUUGAUAAUUUUGAGCGAGCGCGUUCUCACGGAUGUAAAGAAUGAUGUGCGAAAAAAGUACGAACAGUUGAUUACUGAGCUAGUGCACCAAAAAAGCAUCACAAAACGGUUAAGCCAGGCUAAGGUAGACAGUGCCGAAGAUUUUCGCUGGCUUUAUCACAUGCGCCACUACUUCCAAGCGAAGGAGCCGAAUCCGCUAAAGAAACUGACAAUUCGAAUUUCUAAUGCCAGCUUUCUGUAUGGAUUUGAAUACUUUGGUGUUGGUGAAAGGCUUGUGCAAACUCCACUUACCGAGCGUUGCUAUCUCACAUUGACACAGGCGCUAGACUUUGGUAUGGGUGGAAAUCCAUUCGGUCCUGCAGGCACAGGUAAAACGGAGUCAGUGAAGGCAUUAGGUUCCCUUCUGGGUCGCUUUGUGCUGGUCUUCAACUGUGACGAGCACUUCGAUUUUCAGGCCAUGGGACGAAUUUUUGUCGGGUUAUGCCAGGUGGGCGCAUGGGGAUGUUUUGAUGAAUUCAAUCGUCUCGAGGAACGCGUGCUCUCAGCCGUGUCGCAACAAAUAUUGGCGAUUCAGAGCGGAGUGUCGUCGUUAAAGGUUGGCAAGGUCGCUGCAAACGCGCACCCUCUCACGAAUGGCAGCGGUUCCACUACUACUAUCGAACUACUGGGCAAGAGCGUGAAAUUAAAUCCUGAUGUAGGUAUAUUUGUAACGAUGAACCCAGGCUACGCUGGUCGGUCGAAUUUACCCGACAACUUAAAGCAGCUAUUUCGGAGCAUUGCAAUGGUUGCCCCAGAUCGCGAACUGAUCGCGCAGGUGAUGCUUUUUUCUCAGGGAAUUACUACAGCCGAGCAUAUCUCUGCCAGGGUUGUACUUUUAUUCAAUUUGUGUGAGGACCAAUUGUCAAAACAGCCUCACUAUGAUUUCGGAUUACGCGCUCUUAAAAGUGUUCUCGUGAGUGCCGGUCAGCUUAAGCGAAAGAUAACUCAGUCACACGGUGUCACGACUUUAACAAGUAUCGAGGAGCUCGAGACGAAGGCGCUUAUUGGCUCAAUUACUGACACGAUCUUGCCAAAGCUUGUCUCAAACGACGUUCCUGUAUUUGAAACGCUUUUAAAAGGAGUAUUCCCUGGUACCGAAGCGCAAUGUAUCGAGGAGGAUGGUCUCCGUGAUAAGAUAAUCGAGCUGGCAAUAAAUGGAAAGUAUGUAGCAAAUGAUCAAUGGGUCGAGAAGGCAUUACAGCUUUACCAGGUUAUGCAGCUUCGUCACGGUGUAAUGCUUGUUGGUGCAUCUGGUACAGGAAAAUCGAGUGCUUGGCGUGUGCUGAUGAGUGCUAUGGAACAUGUGGAUGGCAUGAAGGGAGAAGCACAUGUCAUUGACCCAAAAGCUCUUUCGAAGGAGCAUUUGUACGGUGUGCUUGACAAUACGACACUUGAAUGGACAGACGGUGUGUUUACGCAUUUGCUUCGACAAAUUCUCAACAGCGUACGUGGUGAAAGUGAUAGGCGACACUGGAUCAUUUUUGAUGGUGAUGUCGAUCCAGAAUGGGCUGAAAAUUUGAACUCUGUGCUUGAUGACAAUCGCCUGCUGACGCUUCCAUCUGGCGAGCGAUUGGAAAUUCCUCCAAACGUAUGGAUAAUGAUGGAAACAGAGACUUUGCGCUUCGCCACUUUAGCAACUGUCAGUCGCUGUGGAAUGGUCUGGUUUUCGCAUGACACAGUGAGAACGUGCCACAUUGUUGAGCAUUAUUUAUUAAAAAUACGGGAUGAUGUGUCUGUCUCUUCUUCCUUUUCGCUCCACCCGAGUGAAAGUGAGCUCGCGAAAGAGGUCGCAUACAAAUAUGUUGCUCAAUUGCGAGACUUGGUUAAUCAAGAUGAAGGUAUGCCUUCACUGAUUGAGAUUUGUUUGGAGCAGGCAAUGGGUCAAGUACAUAUCAUGGAGGUCACGACGUUGCGGCUGUUGAUGUCGCUAUUUACAUUACUUGGUCGAGGAUUGUCUCGCAUACACGAGUACAAUGAAGGCCAUUCGGAUUUUCCAUUGACCGAUGACCAGAUGUAUCGCUUUGUGUCCAAGUGGCUUGUGUUUUCAAUCAUUUGGGGCUUCGGCGGCUCGAUGGAUGCAUCAAAUCGUGUUCUGCUGUGUGAUUUUGUCGUGCAAACGUUUGGAAAUCGAUUAGUAUUUCCUGCGCUUUCGUCGUCUAAUCCGGACAACAGUCUGCUUGAUUACGAAGUUAAUAUUGAUGACGGUGAAUGGCGCCAGUGGCUGCGAUUAAUUCCGCAGCUGGAUCUUGAAAGUCACCAGAUACUGUCUACAGAUGUCGUGGUGACCACUGUGGAUACAUUACGUCACGUUGAAGUGCUUCGAGGAUGGCUUUCGCAGCAUCGUCCACUUGUUCUUUGUGGCCCGCCGGGUAGUGGUAAAACGAUGACGCUAACAUCAACGAUCAGUUCGCUUCCGGAAUUUGAAUUCGCAAGUCUCAAUUUCUCGUCAGGCACCUCUCCAAAUUUAAUUUUAAAGACAUUUUCUCAGUAUUGCGAGUACAAGCGAACACCAAAUGGUAUGAUGUUAGCACCAAAUGCUCCAGGAAAAUGGCUUGUUGUUUUCUGCGAUGAAAUUAAUCUUCCAGAAGCUGACCGAUAUGGCACGCAGCGUGUGAUUACAUUUUUAAGACAGCUAAUCGAGCAAGGCGGCUUCUGGCUUGGCGGUAAAAACGCUUGGGUGAAAUUAGAACGCAUACAAUUCGUUGGCGCUUGCAAUCCACCCACGGAUCCAGGACGUGUUCCCAUUUCUCUUCGUCUACUACGUCAUGCGCCAGUGCUUCUGGUUGAUUUCCCAUCUUACCCCUCAUUAAAACAAAUUUAUGGAACAUUUAAUCGUGCUUUACUCAAGCUUACUCCAUCUUUACGGUCAUAUGUGCAACCGCUUACCGAUGCCAUGGUUGACGUAUACGAUAGCAACCAAAAGCACUUCACGGCUGAGAUGCAACCUCAUUAUAUAUACAGUCCUCGGGAGCUUUCACGAUGGAUGCGUGCGUUGUACGAAGCAAUCGAACCCUUAGAUUACGAGAUUGAUGUGCAAACCCUUGUCAAGCUAGUGUUUCACGAAGCUCUGCGGCUUUUCAUGGAUCGCUUAGUGACUUCAGAUGAACAAAAGUGGUGUUUUCGCAUGGUCAAAGAGACGUUGAGAAAUCAUUUUCCACAAAGUGCUACUGCUUUGGAAGUAGUUGAAUAUGGAGGCCAACAGCCAAUUUUGUUCAGUACGUGGCUUUCUAAAAAUUACACUGAAGCCACGACAACUGACUUGCGAAAGCAUAUCGAAGCUCGCUUGCGCGUUUUCUACGAAGAAGAGCUUAACGUUCAGCUUGUGGUUUUUGAUUCAGUAAUUGACCAUGUGCUUCGAAUAGAUCGCGUGCUUCGUCAACCACUCGGCCACCUGCUACUUGUAGGAGAAAGUGGCGCAGGAAAGACAGUACUAUCUCGCUUUGUUAGCUGGAUGAACGGAAUGUCCGUAUUUCAAAUCAAAUUGACUUCGAAUUAUACUCUAGAUAAUUUUGACGAUGAUCUUCGUAUUGUUUUGAAGCGUUGUGGCUGUGAAGCUGAAAAGAUUUGUUUCAUCUUUGAUGAAUCAAAUGUGCUGGAUUCUGCUUUCUUAGAACGUAUGAAUGCCUUGCUUGCAUCUGGUGAAGUACCUGGCCUGUUCGAAGAUGACGAGUACACAUCACUCAUGCAUGCUUGUCGUGAGGCUGUGCAGCGUGAUGGCGUCAUUGUGGAGAAUACUGAGGAUGAACUUUUCCGUUACUUUACGAAGCAGGUGCAGCGAAAUUUGCAUGUGGUCUUCACCAUGAACCCAGCUUCAGGGGGUUUCCAGAACCGCACUAAUACUUCUCCCGCUCUUUUCAAUCGAUGUGUUGUCGAUUGGUUUGGUACGUGGAAUGAUCACGCACUCGCGCAAGUGGCAUACGAAUUUACAAAUUCGCUAGAUCUUGCUGGAUCUUCUGACUUUUUAUUACCGGAUGAUGCUGCUGCGAUGUUGGCCAAAUUGAUCCCAUAUAUCGCGACAGGGACAUUUCAUGAUGUUCUGGUUGGAAGUAUAGUUCAAUUUCACCAUGCUGUCUUGCUUCACAUGCAACGCUUGCAGAAACGCCAUUUGAAGUUCAAUCACAUCUCCCCAAGGGACUACCUUGAGUUUAUUCGCCACUUCGUGUCAUUGUAUUCGGAGAAGCGUGCUCAACUCGAGGAUCAGCAACUUCAUUUAAACAUCGGCGUUCAAAAGCUUCAAGCUACUCACGAGCAGGUGGCAGAACUGCAAGGCCAGCUCAGCCUAAAAGAAAAAGAACUAAAGAAAAAAGACGUGGAAGCAAACGAGAAGCUGCAGCAAAUGGUGCAGGAGCAAAACGAGGCACAAGAGAAGAAAAAGGAUACCGAGGCACUUGCUGCUGAUCUUGCAAGUAAAGAUGAAGAGAUCCGUUCAAGAAAAGUUGUUGUUGAAGCAGACCUUGCACAGGCUGAGCCUGCACUUCUAGAUGCACAGGCAUCGGUGAACUCAAUAAGAAAAGCACAGCUCGAUGAGAUUCGAGCUCUCGCUCGUCCACCAGCUGCUGUUCGAAUGACAAUGGAAGCUGUCGCUGUAAUGCUGGGUGAGUCGAGCUUGGAGUGGGCAGACUUGCGUCGAUUUAUCCGAAAAGAUGAUUUUAUCUCGCAAGUGGUGAACUUUGACUCGGAAAAGCUUACAGCUCGGCAGCGACACUUGAUCCAGACGAAUUACGUUGACAAGGCUGAUGAGUUUGAUUACGAAAAAGUAAACCGUGCGUCAAAAGCAUGCGGGCCUUUGUACAAGUGGAUUGUCUCGCAACUUAGCUAUACCAAUAUUUUGCACAAGAUUCAGCCGCUGCGAGCAGAAGUUCAGACACUUAUUGACACUUCGUCGGAUUUGCGUGAAAGAUACGAGCAGGCCAAAAAAACCAUUGAUGCUCUUGAGAUACGCAUCGAAAAUUUCAAGCACGAGUAUGCGUCAUUAAUCAAUGAAGCCCAGAUCAUAACAAACGACAUGGCUUCCGUGUCGAACAAAGUGAAACGAUCUGUGGCGCUGUUAAAGAGUCUACUGCAAGAAAGUGAGCGGUGGGAAGCUGGCUCAAAUGACUUUGAUACGCAAAUGAAGACGCUUGUGGGCGACACGUUGCUGUCUUCUGCAUUUCUUACCUAUAUCGGCUUCCUUGAUUUUCAACAACGCAGAAUUUUGGUUCAGGACUGGCGAGACAUUCUAGACAUGAUGGGCAUCAGCACGAAGCCCCACUUGAGCUUUGUUGACUAUCUAUCGCGACCGAAUGAGCAACUUGAAUGGCAAAUGAGUGACUUGCCUUCGGAUGAAUUAUGUUACGAAAAUGCCAUUAUUCUGCAGCGAUUCCACCGUUUCCCGCUGAUCAUAGACCCUGCUGGCCAAGCAAACAGCUUCAUCAUGAAGUAUUACAGUCUUAAGACAAGUACAAAAAUUGCGCAAACAUCAUUUCUUGACAGCUCCUUUAUGAAAGUACUGGCUAGUGCCAUCCGCUUCGGCACUGCUCUAUUGGUUCACGAAGUGGAGAAUAUUGAUCCCAUUUUAAAUCCAGUACUAAAUCGUGAACUUUACAAGACGGGCGGACGCGUCUUGAUUCGUCUUGCCGGCGAGGAGAUCGACUACUCGCCAGACUUUCGUCUUUUUUUAAUUACACGAGACCCUUCAUGUCGAUUCUCGCCUGACAUAUGCAGCCGGGUGACGUUCGUAAAUUUUACUGUGACUCCGAGCUCGUUAGAAAGUCAAGGACUGAGCAUUCUUCUCAAAAGUGAACAACCCGAAGCAGAGGAAAAGCGCAAUAACCUAUUGAAGUUACAGGGCGAGUACCAGGCUAAGUUACGCGAGUUAGAGGACUCUUUGUUGCAACAAAUUAAUAAUGUACAGGGUAACAUUCUUGAUGACGAUCGCGUCAUCAAUGCUUUGGAAAGCAUGAAGGCAGAGGCUGCACAAAUUUCGCAGCAAGUUGCGGAAACUACAACAACCAUGGCAAUUGUCGAGAAAGCAACAACUCGAUACCGCCCACUUGCAAAGGCUAGUUCCCGAUUGUUUUUCGCGCUAGAAAACUUGUCUUCUGUUCACUUUCUGUAUCAGUACUCGCUAGACUUCUUUCUCUCCUUGCUGUCAAAAGUGCUGGCGCAAUCCACUCAAGGAGAUACUUCAACACGGCUUGCUAGCAUUUCUACGCGACUUUUUGUCCAGCUUGCUAGGCGCGUAAGUAGAGGUCUUGCCGAAAACGACAAGCUUAUGUUUGCAUUGCGACUAUCUCAGAUUUAUUUGGAGCUAGAACGCCAUAGUGCAGCCGUCGCCGAAGCCAGAACAGCAAUAAACGACAACAAUGAAUUUGACGGGCCUACGGAUGAGGAUGUGGAUGUGCUUCUAGGAAGCUCGUCAGCCUUUUCAAGCACUUAUAGUGAAGCACGGCGCAGUGAAUUCGAACAGUUGCUCCCAGCAUUUUCAGAGACGGAAUUCGAUCGAUUUAUGAAGUUAAUGAAUGUAUCUACUUUCCAGAACCUAGAGAAACAUGUGCGUGAGCACGCUGUCGAAUGGAAUACCUUUGUGAAGACUCCAUCAGCCGAAGAGGCUCUGCCCGAGUCGUGGGACGUAGACUGUUUAAAAGCUGCAGUGAGUCCACGUCGUGCCGCAUUUCGAAAUAUUAUCGUUAUUCAUUUCGUGCGUCCUGAUCGUAUCACUUUCGCAAUUGAGCGAUACAUCGAGCUGGUAUUUACGGCAUCAUUUCCGUGGCGUGGUGAAAUUGAAUUAUCCAGAAAUGUUGAAGAAGAUACUCAAGCAACGCGUGGUGUGCUGCUGUGCUCCACAACUGGUUUCGAUCCUAGUGCGCAGAUUGAUGAUCUCGCAGCAUCCUUGCAGAAAAAAUACAACUCCGUGUCCAUGGGUUCAUCGGAAGGUUUCGAUGCAGCCGAAAAAGGCAUCAACACGGCUCUCAAACACGGGACUUGGUUACUGCUGCGCAAUGUGCAUCUGUGUCCAUCAUGGCUUGCCAGUGUUGAAAAGAAACUGUACAAUGCGCGCGAAAGUGUUCACCCGGACUUUCGUCUCUUUCUGACAAGUGAAAUCAAUCCAAACCUUCCCGUAAAUCUUGUGCGUAUGUGCGAUAUCUUUGUAUUCGAGCCACCGAGUGGGAUGAAGCUAAGCAUGGUGCGCUCACUUGAUACUGUGGCAGCUGACCGCAUGAACAGUUCGCCAGCUGAACGUGCUCGGCUUUACUUAUUACUCGCUUGGUUUCACGCUUUAGUGCACGAGCGACUUCGAUUUGUACCAAUUGGAUGGUCGAAAACGUACGAGUUCAGUCAGUCAGACUUUCGCGGUGCUUGUGAUGUCAUUGAUCGCUGGGUGGACUCGGUUGCUAAUGGCCGCGUGCACGUUGCUCCGGAUCACAUUCCUUGGACUGCGAUCCGAACCACGAUGAAGGAGUCGAUCUAUGGCGGCCGUGUGGAUAACACAUUUGACCACGAACUAAUGGAUACGCUUCUAGAGCAUGUAUUCACGCCCGCUAGCUACGAAAAUACGUUUGAGCUUGUAGCUCCAAAUGAAGGUACAGGACUCGUGAUUGCCGAGGGCAAGACAAAAGCGCAGUUUAUGGACUGGGUUUACUCUCUACCUACCACAAAUCCACCCUCGUGGAUGGGACUGCCACGAUCGGCGGAAACGAUGGUGCUCAUCAAUCAGGGUGCACGAAUGCUACGAAAUUUGCAGGUGAUGCAAGACUUUUACGGUAGCGAUGACGGAAGCGCAGGCGCAGAAGUUGAGAAUAAGAUGGUCCUGAGCACUGCUGCUAAUGAUGGCGAGGAUGUUCGACCGAAGUGGGUACAGGAUCUGGAUCGUCGUGUUGGUACUUGGCUGAGUCUGUUUCCGGAUGACGGACUUCCUGUGCCGACGAAUCGUGAUCCAGUACACUUCGGCGAUCCUGUUUACCGCUGCAUGUUCCGAGAGCUAGAACUUGGAGCCAAUUUUCUAGGUGAAGUGGUUAGUUUGCUUCGUACUGUACAGCAGGUUUGCGCAUACAAAGUCAAACCGUCGAAUGAAACACGUGAGGCUAUGCAGACGCUCUAUAAGGACCACGUGCUUCAGCGAUGGAUGCAACUAUACCGCGUCUUAAACGAGCUUAGCCUCAGUGAGUGGUUACUAGACUUCUCUCGACGCGUGCAUCAAUUAAAGGCGCUAUCGCAAGUGGCUCCGACGCAGAUUUUGCAGCAACCUAGAGGAAUCUGGCUCGGUGGGUUUUUCUCACCUGAAGCUUUCGUAACUGCCGCCCGUCAAAGCGCGGCAGCUGAUCUUGGCUGCUCUCUUGAUGAUUUGCAAUUGCUCGCUGACGUGGAGGAACUCUCGACCUCUUCAGCUGGUGGUUUCACUGCCCGUGGACUUUUGCUAGAAGGUGCCACGUGGAAUUCACAAGGUUUUGCACCGUCAAAUGACAUUCGCAACAGUUUGUCGGCGCUUCACUUUCGUUGGGCACCAAAAUGCGAAAGCAAAAGCGACUUUCGACUGCUUCCAGUGUAUUCAAACAGCAAGCGCGAGGUGUUACUUUUCUCAGUGGCGGUCAAUGUUGAAGAUACUUCAUUUUCAAAAAUGCAAUGGGUACAGCGCUCUGUGGCACUUGUGCUCUGGGAUCUGCAGUCUUAA
Molecule: messenger RNA, 14091 nt
Organism: Plasmopara halstedii
Lineage: Eukaryota; Oomycota; Peronosporomycetes; Peronosporales; Peronosporaceae
Product: cytoplasmic dynein heavy chain
Exons: 1
Coding region: 1-14091 (4696 amino acids)
Biological process (GO): microtubule-based movement
Cellular component (GO): dynein complex
Molecular function (GO): dynein intermediate chain binding; minus-end-directed microtubule motor activity; ATP hydrolysis activity
Source: RefSeq, a predicted model, not a curated record